Messenger RNA from Penicillium macrosclerotiorum, 2307 nucleotides. RefSeq names its product putative lipin Smp2. The coding region runs from base 1 to 2307 and encodes 768 amino acids. Gene Ontology annotation, cellular component: nucleus. The record is from RefSeq and is a predicted model, not a curated record. Lineage: Eukaryota; Fungi; Ascomycota; Eurotiomycetes; Eurotiales; Aspergillaceae. The transcript has 4 exons. Gene Ontology annotation, biological process: triglyceride biosynthetic process; fatty acid catabolic process. Gene Ontology annotation, molecular function: phosphatidate phosphatase activity.
AUGCAGUACGUUCGAAGCAUCAGCGGCUCUGUCUCCAAGACAUGGAACUCGAUCAAUCCUGCGACACUAAGCGGGGCUAUCGAUGUGAUCGUCAUCGAGCAACAAGAUGGCACUCUUGCUUGCUCGCCCUUCCAUGUCCGAUUCGGCAAGUUCUCGCUCUUGCGCCCGUACGAGAAGAAGGUCGAAUUUCACGUCAAUGGGAUAAAACAAGACUAUGCGAUGAAGCUUGGGGAGGGAGGUGAAGCCUUUUUCGUUUUUGAAACGACCGACGACAUCCCUGCAUCCUUACAGACCUCCCCGUUGGUUUCUCCAGCAAGCAGUCCGAAGGUUCCCGAUGGAGAUGAUAUUGCAUCAUCGCUUCAGGAACCGGAGUAUUUGGACCUCGACAAAUCUAAUGGUGAUGCUCUGUCGGAGGGCGCGAAAACCCCACCGGCAAUGCCGGUAUCGCGGCAGACCCGGGCAACUACCGAUUUAGGCGCGAUGACUCCUCUGUCCCGAUCUCCCGCAGAAUCAGACCUGAGUCCCUCCCACCUUUCCAAGCCGUCCCUCGACCACUCGAUGUCUGAGAAUAUUCUUUCAACCAGCAUUCCUCUAUCCGACGAUGGAAAGCGAUCUUCCGUCGGUGGCCCAGCAUCAGCGCACGAAGAUGACCCGGAACGGAUGAGACGGUCCCGAAGCCCCCCACAUGUGUCCCCCCAAGAAGCCAUGUCCCGGGCCGUGUCCCUGUCCAAGAAGCUGUCUGGGUCGAACAUUCCGUCACAUGUCACCGACACCGGAGAUCUUAUGUUGGAUAUGACCGGAUAUAAAAGCAAUGACGAAGAUCUGAUUCGUGCUGAGGUUCUGGCUCGCAAGAUCCUGGCAGAAGAGUUAGAAGGAAGCUAUGAUAUCGGUGCCUUGAUCGGAGCUGAUGAGCAUGGCAACUUGUGGAUUUACAGCAGCGAGGAGGCCAAGGAAGCUGCUGAUCGCAGAGCGACCAUCAACUCUAUGCGCCCCAAUACGGCACUGAGCGAGGAUGCCAUUUCAGAUCCUGGGUAUCAUAGUGAAGGUGACCAUCCGACUCUGGAGCCCUCGAUUGGUGUGCGGCACCAUCGUACCAAAUCGGACGUUCAACCAGGUUUUCCCACCCCACCUCAGUCACCCAUACAGGAUUCCUUUGCUGUUGAGACCCGCAACUAUGCAAAGACACUACGAUUGACCAGUGAUCAACUCAAAGCCCUGCAGCUAAAGCCAGGCCCAAAUACCAUGGCUUUCAGUGUCAACAAGGCAAUAUGCACUGCCAACAUGUACCUGUGGAAUGGAAACACCCCUAUAGUGAUUUCUGACAUUGAUGGAACGAUCACAAAGUCUGAUGCCCUGGGCCAUGUAUUAAACAUGAUUGGUCGUGACUGGACCCAUGCCGGGGUUGCCAAGUUGUACACUGAUAUUGUCAACAACGGAUACAAUAUUAUGUACCUCACAAGUCGAUCUGUUGGUCAAUCGGAUACCACUCGAGCAUACCUCUACGGCGUCUGCCAAGACGGAUAUCGCCUACCAAAGGGCCCCGUGAUCUGUAGCCCCGAUCGGACGAUGGCUGCACUGAGGCGAGAGAUCUAUCUUCGGAAGCCCGAGGUAUUCAAAAUGGCAUGUCUCCGAGAUAUUCUCGGAUUAUUCUUUGGGAAAGAAAACCCGUUUUAUGCAGGCUUUGGAAAUCGAUUGACCGACGCGCUGAGCUAUCGAUCUGUCAACAUCCCCUCAACGCGAAUUUUCACUAUCAACUCGAAUGCUGAGGUAUCUCUCGACUUGCUCAGUCUCAAUAAAUACAAAAGCAGCUAUGUAACUAUGCAGGAGUUGCUGGAUCACUUUUUUCCGCCUGUCAGUCUCUUGGUUCAAUCUGGGGGCGAAGAGUAUACAGAUUUCACAUACUGGCGAGAUACGCCGCAAGACUUGGAUGAUUUUUCAGCUACUGAUAGCGAAGAUGAAGAUGAGGAUGAGCCCGAGGAAGACGAGAUCCUCGAUGAAGACGAAGAUGCUGAUGAGGAAGACUACGAUGACGAGCUGAGUGAUGGCGAAGGUAGCGAAUAUCUUGACGACAACAUCCCGGAUGAAGAAGCGGAGGAAGGCACCGAUAUGGGUGCAAGUUACAUAUCACAGGCCUCCGUUGCCAUGUCCGACCCUGCUGGGUCAAUUGUGGAGUCUAUUGAGGGUGAUCAAAACCUCGAGGCUGUCCAAGGUUCUCACGAAGAGGACGAAGACUCGUUACCCGAGCUGGUGAAGCCGCUGCACUCGAUGUCCCUCCCCUUGCGCCCGAAACCGGCGCGUGAAGCAUGA